UUUUAUUCCGUUUACACCCUGGAGAAAGUGAGAAUAAUGCACCACCACCAGCAGCAGGAGCAGCACCCAGAAGAGGCAAACUAUGCAAGUAGUACCAGAAUUCCUCUCCCUGGUGACGGACCAACUAUUCAGUCAAACAGUUCAGCACCAUCCAAGCAAACUGUUCUAUCUUGGCAAGCUGCAAUUGAUGCUGCUAGACAAGCCAAGGCUGCCCAAACUAUGAGCACCACCACAGCCCAACCUGUAGGAUCUCUGUCCCAAAGAAAACGCCAGCAAUAUGCCAAGAGCAAAAAACAGGGUAAUACAUCUAACAGUCGGCCACCCCGUGCCCUUUUCUGUUUAUCCCUCAAUAACCCAAUACGAAGAGCCUGCAUUAGUCUAGUAGAAUGGAAACCAUUUGACAUAUUUAUACUACUGGCUAUUUUUGCCAAUUGUGUGGCCUUAGCUGUUUACAUCCCAUUCCCAGAAGAUGAUUCUAAUUCAACUAAUCAUAACUUGGAAAAAGUAGAAUAUGCCUUCCUGAUUAUUUUUACAAUUGAAACAUUUUUGAAGAUUAUAGCAUAUGGAUUAUUAUUACACCCCAAUGCAUACGUUAGAAAUGGAUGGAAUUUACUGGAUUUUGUAAUAGUAGUAGUAGGAUUGUUUAGUGUAAUUUUGGAACAAUUAACCAAAGAAACAGAAGGAGGUAGCCACUCAGGUGGCAAACCAGGUGGCUUUGAUGUCAAAGCCCUAAGAGCCUUUCGUGUGUUGCGACCUCUCCGGCUUGUAUCAGGAGUGCCCAGUUUACAAGUUGUCCUGAACUCCAUUAUAAAAGCCAUGGUUCCCCUGCUCCAUAUUGCCCUUUUGGUAUUGUUUGUAAUCAUAAUCUAUGCUAUUAUAGGAUUGGAACUUUUUAUUGGAAAAAUGCACAAAUCAUGUUUUCUUGUUGAUUCAGAUAUAUUAGUUGAAGAUGAUCCAGCACCUUGUGCAUUCUCAGGGAAUGGACGUCAGUGUGCCAUAAAUGGCACCGAAUGUAGGGGCGGCUGGGUCGGACCAAAUGGAGGCAUAACCAACUUUGACAAUUUUGCCUUUGCGAUGUUAACUGUGUUCCAGUGUAUAACCAUGGAAGGAUGGACUGAUGUGUUGUACUGGGUAAAUGAUGCAAUAGGAUGUGAAUGGCCAUGGAUCUAUUUUGUUAGUCUUAUCAUCCUUGGCUCAUUUUUCGUACUUAACCUGGUUCUUGGUGUACUUAGUGGGGAAUUUUCCAAGGAAAGAGAAAAAGCCAAAGCCCGAGGGGACUUUCAGAAGCUGCGUGAAAAGCAGCAGCUUGAAGAGGAUCUGAAGGGAUAUUUAGAUUGGAUUACACAGGCAGAAGACAUUGACCCUGAGAAUGAGGAGGAGGGUGAUGAAGAAGGCAAACGGAACACAAGCAUGCCGACAAGUGAAACUGAAUCUGUGAACACUGAGAAUGUCAGCGGAGAAGGAGAGAGCCCAGCAUGCUGUGGCAGUCUGUGUCAAACUAUCUCAAAAUCCAAGUUCAGUCGACGCUGGCGUCGCUGGAACCGAUUCAAUCGAAGAAAAUGUAGAGCUGCAGUAAAAUCUGUCUCGUUUUAUUGGCUCGUUAUUGUCUUGGUCUUUCUGAACACAUUAACUAUCUCUUCUGAGCAUUACAAUCAACCUGACUGGCUGACACAGAUCCAAGAUACUGCAAACAAAGUACUUCUGGCAUUAUUCACCUGUGAAAUGUUAAUAAAGAUGUACAGCUUGGGCCUACAGGCUUAUUUUGUAUCCCUCUUUAACCGUUUUGAUUGCUUCGUCGUUUGUGGUGGCAUUGUUGAAACCAUACUGGUGGAGUUGGAAAUUAUGUCACCCCUGGGAAUCUCAGUGUUUCGUUGUGUUCGUCUUCUACGUAUUUUUAAAGUGACAAGGCACUGGACAUCCCUGAGCAACUUGGUAGCAUCCUUGUUAAACUCAAUGAAGUCCAUUGCUUCACUGUUGCUUCUGCUUUUCCUCUUCAUCAUAAUCUUCUCAUUGCUUGGAAUGCAGCUGUUUGGAGGCAAAUUUAAUUUUGAUGAAACUCAAACAAAACGGAGCACCUUCGAUAAUUUUCCACAAGCUCUUUUAACUGUAUUCCAGAUUCUAACAGGUGAAGACUGGAAUGCUGUGAUGUAUGAUGGGAUUAUGGCAUAUGGUGGCCCAUCGUCAUCAGGAAUGGUCGUCUGUAUAUACUUCAUUAUCCUCUUCAUCUGUGGUAACUAUAUCUUGCUAAAUGUCUUUUUGGCCAUUGCUGUGGAUAACUUGGCAGAUGCGGAAAGCCUGAAUACAGCUCAGAAAGAAGAAGCAGAAGAAAAGCAGAGGAAAAAGAAUGCCAGAAAAGAGAGUCUGGAAAAUAAAAAAGGUGACAAAUCAGAAGGUGACCAAAAGAAGGCCAAGGAUAAUAAGGUUACAAUUGCUGAAUAUCGAGAAGGAGAAGAUGAGGACAAAGACCCCUAUCCACCGUGUGAUGUACCAGUAGGUGAAGAUGAGGAAGACGAGGAAGAUGAACCAGAGGUACCAGUUGGCCCACGUCCCAGAAGAAUAUCUGAACUAAAUAUGAAGGAGAAGAUAACACCGAUUCCUGAAGGGAGUGCCUUCUUCAUUUUCAGCAGUACCAACCCAAUUCGAGUGGGAUGCCACAGGCUGAUCAACCACCACAUCUUUACAAACCUCAUCCUUGUCUUCAUCAUGCUCAGCAGUGUUUCCCUAGCGGCGGAAGACCCAAUUCGCAGUCACUCUUUUCGAAAUAACAUACUUGGUUACUUUGACUAUGCUUUCACAGCCAUCUUUACUGUUGAAAUCCUGUUAAAGAUGACAGCUUUUGGAGCAUUCCUUCACAAAGGAUCUUUCUGCAGGAAUUAUUUCAAUUUGCUGGACUUGCUAGUUGUGGGUGUUUCUCUGGUGUCGUUUGGGAUUCAAUCAAGUGCUAUCUCAGUUGUGAAGAUUCUGCGAGUUUUAAGAGUCUUGAGGCCUCUAAGGGCAAUAAACAGAGCAAAAGGACUUAAGCAUGUUGUUCAGUGUGUCUUUGUUGCUAUUAGAACUAUUGGUAAUAUCAUGAUUGUCACAACUCUGCUCCAGUUCAUGUUCGCCUGUAUUGGUGUACAGCUUUUUAAGGGAAAAUUUUAUCGGUGCACUGACGAAGCGAAACAGAAUCCUGAGGAUUGCCGGGGAAUAUUCAUUGUUUAUAAAGAUGGAGAUGUUGAUAACCCAAUGGUCAGAGAAAGGGUUUGGCAAAACAGUGAUUUCAACUUCGACAAUGUUCUGUCUGCUAUGAUGGCCCUUUUUACUGUUUCUACCUUUGAAGGCUGGCCUGCGCUGCUAUACAAAGCCAUAGACUCAAAUGCAGAGAAUAUAGGCCCUGUAUACAACUACAGAGUGGAGAUUUCCAUCUUCUUCAUCAUCUACAUCAUCAUCAUUGCCUUCUUUAUGAUGAACAUAUUUGUUGGUUUUGUCAUUGUUACAUUCCAAGAACAGGGAGAACAAGAGUAUAAGAACUGUGAGCUGGACAAAAAUCAGCGUCAGUGUGUGGAAUAUGCCUUGAAGGCACGCCCUCUGCGUAGAUACAUUCCAAAAAAUCCAUACCAAUACAAGUUCUGGUAUAUGGUGAACUCCACUGGAUUUGAGUACAUCAUGUUUGUCCUCAUCAUGCUGAACACACUUUGCUUGGCCAUGCAGCACUACGGACAGUCUAAGCUGUUUAAUGAUGCAAUGGACAUUCUGAAUAUGGUUUUCACAGGCGUGUUCACUGUUGAGAUGGUUUUGAAACUCAUUGCAUUCAAACCCAAGGGCUAUUUUAGUGAUGCCUGGAAUGCGUUUGACUCCCUCAUCGUUAUUGGCAGCAUAGUAGACGUCGUUCUCAGUGAAGCCGAUCACUAUUUCACUGAUGCAUGGAACACUUUUGAUGCCUUAAUUGUUGUUGGUAGCGUCGUUGAUAUUGCUAUAACAGAAGUUAAUCCAAAGCCAACUGAAACUGUCACAACUGAUGAGUCUGGGAACUCUGAAGACAGCGCUAGAAUCUCCAUCACUUUUUUCCGUCUCUUCCGAGUGAUGCGAUUGGUGAAGCUUCUCAGCAGGGGUGAAGGAAUCAGAACAUUGUUGUGGACAUUUAUUAAGUCAUUUCAGGCUCUGCCAUAUGUUGCUCUUCUGAUAGCUAUGCUGUUUUUCAUCUAUGCUGUUAUCGGAAUGCAGGUAUUUGGUAAAGUUGCCAUGAGGGACAAUAAUCAAAUUAACAGAAACAACAAUUUUCAGACUUUUCCCCAAGCAGUCCUGCUUCUGUUCAGGUGUGCAACUGGAGAAGCGUGGCAGGAAAUCAUGCUGGCUUGUUUGCCUGGAAAACGCUGUGAUCCAGAAUCUGAUUAUAGUCCAGGGGAAGAAUUCACAUGUGGAAGCAACUUUUCAAUUAUUUAUUUCAUCAGUUUUUACAUGCUUUGUGCAUUUUUGAUUAUCAAUCUGUUUGUGGCUGUCAUCAUGGACAACUUUGAUUAUUUGACACGUGACUGGUCUAUUCUGGGUCCACAUCAUUUGGAUGAAUUCAAAAGAAUAUGGUCAGAAUAUGAUCCUGAAGCAAAGGGAAGAAUAAAGCAUCUUGAUGUAGUUACGUUACUGCGACGCAUUCAGCCUCCCCUUGGUUUUGGCAAAUUAUGCCCCCACAGAGUGGCGUGCAAGAUGAUGAGGUAACCGUGGGGAAGUUCUAUGCCACCUUCCUGAUACAGGACUACUUUAGGAAAUUCAAGAAACGCAAAGAACAAGGACUGGUGGGGAAAUAUCCGGCGAAGAACACCACAAUCGCUCUACAGGCAGGACUAAGAACUCUUCAUGACAUUGGCCCUGAAAUUCGUCGAGCUAUAUCCUGUGACUUGCAAGAUGAUGAACCUGAAGAAAAUAAUCAUGAGGAAGAGGAAGAUAUAUAUAAAAGGAAUGGUGCCCUGUUUGGAAACCAUAUAAAUCAUGUUAGCAGUGAUAGGAGAGAUUCGUUUCAACAAAUCAAUACCACACACCGUCCCCUGCAUGUCCAACGGCCUUCAAUUCCAUCUGCAAGUGAUACUGAGAAAAAUAUGUACCACCAGGCCUCAAAUUCUGUAUUCCAUAACCAUCAUAAUCACAACUCAAUAGGAAAGCAUGUUCCAAACUCAACAAAUGCCAAUCUCAAUAAUGCCAAUAUGUCCAAAGUUGCUAAUGGAAGGCACCCAAACAUUGGAAAUCAUGAACAUAGGUCCGAAAAUGGAUACCAUUCAUACUCCAGAGCUGAUCGUGACAGGCAUAGAAGAUCAAACAGUAAGAGAACACGCUAUUAUGAAACGUACAUUAGGUCAGACUCUGGUGAUGGGCAUCUACCAACUAUUUGCCGUGAAGAUCAUGAAGUUCGGGAUUACUGCAAUGAUGAUCAUUAUAUGGGAGAGCAGGAAUAUUUUAGCGGAGAAGAGUAUUAUGAAGAAGACUAUAUGUUAUCAGGGAGCAGGCAUACGUAUGACUAUCACAACAGAUAUCACUGCAAUGACUUAGAUUUUGAGCGGCCAAAAGGUUACCAUCACCCACAUGGGUUUUUUGAGGAAGAUGAUUCACAGAUCUGUUAUGAUUCAAAAAGAUCUCCUAGGAGACGGUUGCUACCUCCAACACCUACAUCAAAUCGCCGCUCUUCCUUCAACUUUGAAUGCCUCCGCAGACAAAGCAGUCAAGAUGAGAUACCUCUCUCUCCUACUUUCCACCACCGCACUGCUUUACCACUGCAUUUAAUGCAACAACAGGUCAUGGCAGUUGCAGGUCUUGAUUCCAGUAAAGCUCACAAACAUUCACCAAGUCGUUCAACACGUUCCUGGGCCACCCCACCAGCCACCCCACCCAACCGGGACCGUACUCCAUAUUAUACACCUCUAAUCCAAGUUGACAGGGCUGAAUCUACAGAGCAGAUGAAUGGCAGCCUACCUUCUUUGAACAGGAGCUCCUGGUAUACAGAUGACCCUGAUAUUUCCUACCGAACAUUCACACCAGCCAAUCUAACUGUACCUAAUGACUUUAGGCAUAAACAUAGUGACAAACAGAGAAGUGCAGACAGUUUGGUAGAAGCGGUACUUAUAUCUGAAGGCCUAGGGCGGUAUGCAAAGGACCCUAAAUUUGUUUCAGCUACUAAACAUGAGAUUGCUGAUGCUUGUGACAUGACUAUUGAUGAGAUGGAAAGCGCAGCAAGUAACCUUCUCAAUGGAAAUAUUAGCAAUGGGACCAAUGGGGAUAUGUUCCCCAUUUUAAGCAGGCAAGAUUAUGAACUUCAAGACUUUGGUCCUGGUUAUAGUGAUGAAGAACCAGACACUGGUAGAUAUGAAGAAGACUUAGCUGAUGAAAUGAUAUGCAUUACAACCUUAUAGUAUUUAGCAAGAAACAAAUAAAUAAUUUUUAAUAACAGAAAAAGUGCCUCAUAGUUCAAAGAUGAUAGGCACUAGUUGGAAUUAAUAACUAAUCAAGCUUUGUACAAGUGAUGUCACACCUUAAGGAAGCCAUAAUUUAUUUAUCAGUAAGUGUCUCCAGGUUGUUGAAAUGUGAUCAAAGCUGUAGUACGUCAAGUCCUUUAUCACAGAAUCUUCAUUUCCUCAGUAGGAAUAGAGUUAUGUAAAACCAAGCCGAUUCUGAAGAUCCCAUUUCCAGAGGACUAGAGAAGAGUUCUGAGGUGUAAUAUCUUGCCUGUCUUUCAAACUUGUGCUGCUGUCAUUCAUAGUGAAGCAGGGGUUUCUAAAUGAAAAAUGUGUGUAGGUCCAGCACAAAAAUAUGUGGUGAAGACCACUAUGUGAGACAGGUGAUGGCAAUCAAAAGUGUCAUUACCUCAGCAUUCAAUAGCAUAUCAAAUGUUCACUGCAUUCAGCAUAUCCAUUCUAAUAUUGUUUUCAAACUUGCCUCCUGAUUUAUUUUUCUUAACGCUCUUCUAAAAUAUGUCAAACUCUACCUACCAGAAAUCAUUGGAAAAAAGAACCUAAAAACAUUUCUGUCAUAUGUAACAUUAGUUUACAUAGGAAAAUAUCAUUCAGAUAGUCUGUUUUAUGACUAUCAUGUUAAGGGCAAAAUAUACUGGAAUAAUUGCAUUCUUACUAAUGCACUUGCAACCAGGUUAAAGUAGAAUUAGUUAAGAUAGUUUGUUAAAAAUUAUAUAGUAGAAAUGACUGUAAAUGAAUUGUAAUAUACAAUAAUUUGUAUUUGUAAAGAGAUGUUCUAUAUUUUGUAAUUAUUGUACCGUAAUUGAACUGCAGCAAUAUUUAUGAAACCUAAUUAUUGUAAUUCUCCGCAGAAUUCUAGAUAUAAGUAUUUUUACUUGGAAUAUAUAGAGCUAUAGGAUAAAUAUUUAACUAGAGCCACCACUCAAUGUAAAUCUCUUUUUGGGUAAAGUGUCAGGUUUAGAGAAACUUGACAAUAUUCAGAUUUUAUAAAAUAUUUUGAGUCAAUAAGAAUCUCUCUUUACAUAAGGGAUGCACAGAUGUCUAUUUUCAGUCUUAUAUUCAGAAAGUUAAAAGAAUGGAAAUUAUCUGCUAACUUUUUUGACUGACAAUAAGCUGUGAUCUUUUUAUUAUAAAUAUCCUCAAAUUAUAGAUAAAUACUAAAUUAAUUGAAAAAAUUGACCAAGUCUUCAUUGGUCUUGAGACAUUUAUAAUUUUAUCACAACUAAAUUGACCGAGUAGCCUAAUUCUAUAUUCGGAAUAUGGGGCAGAAAAAUUUUUGCAGUUGGAUGAAAAUGUCUUAAUUCCAAUCCUGUAUACUAAUUAUUCUGCUCAUAAUAAAAAAAACAAGAUAAAAGGACCCUCCACAGAACCAAUCAGAUUCCCGAUAUGUAAAAAUACUACUUUAUUGCCUCUCCUCUUUUGCUGUUCUAUGGGCAGAUUAUAUACUUUAAAGGAUUUAUUUUUAUGCAAUUGAAAGAGGGCUUAGGUUUUGUUCAUGAUGCAGUAAAACCCAGAUAGGAAUUCCUGAUAUAAAUACAAUUUGGGGGGGAAAUGUCAAAAUCUUCUAUUUUAUUAACACUGAAUAAAACUGACUUGCGCUGCCAAGUUACCUUAUCAGGGUUUAUCUGUACUUAACAAGAUAGGUAGCAAUUCAGGUCACAUUUUUAAAAUGUGACAUAUAAAACAUGUCAAUAAACAUUUUGUACAUAAUGAAAGUUUGCUAUGGAUACCUUACAGACCUCUUCUUGAAUCAUUCUUAUUUCAAAUGCCAGGAUAAUAACUUAAGGGUUUGUAAAUUAUUUCUUGACCUACAUCAUUUUGUAUUAAAGCAAAUGCAAAAUGUUCUUCAGAAUAAAACCGUGUAAUAAUUUUAUUAUA
This is a messenger RNA of Trachemys scripta elegans, 8312 nucleotides long. It is a transcript of the gene CACNA1D, whose product is annotated as calcium voltage-gated channel subunit alpha1 D. Gene Ontology annotation, cellular component: voltage-gated calcium channel complex; membrane. Lineage: Eukaryota; Metazoa; Chordata; Testudines; Emydidae. Gene Ontology annotation, molecular function: high voltage-gated calcium channel activity. The record is from RefSeq and is a predicted model, not a curated record. Gene Ontology annotation, biological process: calcium ion import across plasma membrane.